This is a messenger RNA of Acipenser ruthenus (sterlet), 934 nucleotides long. RefSeq names its product adrenodoxin-like. The record is from RefSeq and is a predicted model, not a curated record. Bases 190 to 726 code for a protein of 178 amino acids. Gene Ontology annotation, molecular function: 2 iron, 2 sulfur cluster binding. Gene Ontology annotation, biological process: P450-containing electron transport chain; positive regulation of oxidoreductase activity. Gene Ontology annotation, cellular component: mitochondrion. Lineage: Eukaryota; Metazoa; Chordata; Actinopteri; Acipenseriformes; Acipenseridae. The transcript is spliced from 4 exons.
AGAAAAAAGAACACAGGCCCUAGCAAGCAAAGAUACAGUGUCGUGUAAGUGCACAUAGAUCCAAACAUUACGAAAUCAGAGUAACCUUUUACUUUAAGUGACUUGUCGGAGGUUCUUUUUCUAAAGAAAUCGGAUCUACAGAAAAAUAAAUACUUUUUAAUUUGAGUUUUUAUUGAACCUGUUGCAAGUAUGACUGCAGCUGUAACACAGAGAUGCAUCCGUCUUUCCCAGAGUUUGUUACUUAGAUCUCGGUCUAUGAUCUCUAAGCAAACGCCGCUGAGGACACUGAGGGGACAGCGGCACACGGCCUGCGGAUUUAGCCGAACCUUCAGCUCAUCUACUGGGACACUCAGAUCAGAAGACAAAGUAACAGUCCAUUUCAUAAACCGAGAUGGAGAAAAUAUCACGACUGAGGGGAAAAUUGGCGAUUCUUUAUUAGAUGUUGUUGUUAACAAAAAUCUGGAUAUUGAUGGAUUUGGUGCCUGUGAAGGAACAUUGGCAUGUUCCACCUGCCAUUUAAUCUUUGAUGAGAACAUCUUUAAGCAGCUGGACCCAGUCACUGAUGAAGAAAUGGACAUGUUGGACUUGGCUUAUGGACUCACUGAAACCUCACGUUUGGGCUGCCAGAUCUGCCUUUCAAAGUCGAUGAACGGUAUGACAGUAUCAGUGCCGGAGGGUGUGGCUGAUGUCAGACAAGCUGCAGAUAUGGGCUCGAGUCCUUCUUAACCCUAGUGAAAUUCCUUGAGACUCAUAGUGAUUAAUAGAUUCCUACUGUAAUUACAGGGAUGGAAAUAAGACUAUAUACAUACACUGCUGUGCAAAAGUUUUAGACAUGUUGCAUUUUUCUACUCUGACGCAUUAUGAGCAUCAACAAUUUACUCAAAGCCUCCACUGGUGUUUUCUACUAUUAUAACAACCUUGACUUGCAUAAAGA